This is a messenger RNA of Pygocentrus nattereri (red-bellied piranha), 1034 nucleotides long. RefSeq names its product protachykinin. NCBI's taxonomy places the organism in Eukaryota, Metazoa, Chordata, Actinopteri, Characiformes, Serrasalmidae. The transcript is spliced from 6 exons. The record is from RefSeq and is a predicted model, not a curated record. The coding region runs from base 427 to 831 and encodes 134 amino acids.
AAGGCUAAAAACCUUCGGUAACGGUCGCACGCAUAUAUUCGCAUUUCCAUCACUGAGAUUUCCAUCAGUGACAUUAUGGCAUGCAGUUGGUGAAAAAUAGAAGCUGACAUAAACUCUGCCAAUCAGACGUAAUCACAGAUCACUUAACACAAGUGCUAGUGAGUUUCAUUAAAAUGACUCAUCUUAUGACAGGGGAGAAGGUGGUGAUGAGGGCCAUUUUGGUAUUGUACAGCUGGGAGGGGACUGGCAGUCGUAUGUGUAUAAAUGCACCCAGCAGUACAUGAAGGACCAGACAAAGACGGCACAACAUCUUACCAACACACAAGAACACUCGACCGGCGUACAGCGUACUCUCGGCUGAUUUUUUAAAAAUUAUUCUGAAACUGCAGCCUGAUUCUAACACUGUUUUUAAAAACCUUCUCAGUGAUGGGGUUUCAGAAACUGCUGGCUGUAAUUAUCACCGUGAUCGCACUUGCAUGUAGUACUUACGGAUUAUCCUUUAAUCUUGACAAGGAACACUGGAUUUCCAAGAACUGGGAGGAUGAAUCUUUUGGGGAAAGACUGGCCAGUGAAGUGGCAAGUCUAAUCAAGCGAUCCAAAGCACAUCAGUUUUACGGACUCAUGGGAAAGCGCUCGGACAACCCAAAACCGAUACGGAUGGAUCGAAGAAGAAAUAAAGGGGAGACGUUUGUGGGACUCAUGGGCAGACGAUCUUUAAGAGAUAUCUUCACUAGAAUAAUCCCAGCCGAGACAAGUACAGCUAUUGAUGCAGCACUGGAAUCGGACAAGCAAUCAGAUUUGCAAGAAUGGGACAAGCUUCAGUAUUACUGACGACGGUCAAGAUACUGUUUGGGAACAUUUUCCGCUUUAAGGAAAAGUUCAAUUUCACAAUAUUAAUCUUUGCAAAUUUUGACCAAUAAAGCCUCGUUAUCAACAUCGCUUCACACUGUAAACAGGCAUAACGUUCUGAAACGAACUGAAUCCGUUAUGAAAUUUGCAUGAGUAAUUAAAUUGUGACAAUACAAGAGAUUUAU